GUGCUUGCCUGUGCUACGCCCCUCCCACAGGCGGGUGUGGGUGAAGGCCCAGCAGUCCUGGCUCACCGAGCCCCUGGAGUUUGUGCUACAAGACACGGGCCUCCCGAGAAUACCGCUGGAGGUGGCAGGGUCUGUGCGUACGAGCUCUUGUCGCGCCAGAACCCCAAGGCCGGAAGCCAAGCAACGCCAUGACCGGUCCCCUGCGGUCGGGACCAAGUAGCUGGCGGCGGGCGGCCACCGUGGUGCUAGCGGCGGGCUGGACGCACCCGGACCCCGCUGCCCGAUCGUUGACCCCGCCGCCCGCGGAGGGCUUCCGGCUGCUGCUGCUGCAGCGUUCCACGCGCCAAGGCUUCCUGCCCGGGGCGCAUGUCUUUCCGGGCGGCAUACUGGACCGGGCCGACAGCUCCCCCGACUGGCUGCGCGUCUUCGCGCCACACCACGGACCGCCGCGCUUCAGCCUGGGACCCUCACCGCCCCCGCGCAGAGCCUUCCCGGUGCUGCCCUCUGAGGGAACACACGCCAUGGAGGGGGCGCUGCCUGAUGACGUAGCCUGCCGCAUCUGCGCCAUCCGGGAGACCUUCGAGGAGGCUGGCGUGCUACUGCUGCGGCCCCGGGGCUCGCUAGCCGCAGAGCCGGAGCUGGCCCGCGCCUUCCCACCGCCCCCGGACCUGGCGGACUGGCGUGCCCGUGUGCGCCGCGACCCGCAGCACUUCCUGCGCUUGUGUGCACACCUGGACUGCACGCCGGACAUCUGGGCGCUGCACGAUUGGAGCUCCUGGCUCACGCCCUUCCUGCGCGGUGGCAGGCGCCGCUUUGACACCGCCUUCUUCCUGUGCUGCCUGAGCGAGCCGCCGCCGGUCUACCCAGACUUGGAGGAGGUGGUGAACUCCCAGUGGUCAUCUCCGUCAGAGGCAACUGCAAGUUUCAUAUCAAAAGCAAUUUGGUUGGCACCUCCACAAUUCUAUGAAAUAAGAAGACUCGGCAACUUUGCCUCGCUCUCUGACUUGCACAAAUUUUGUUUGGCUCACGCAUUAGAAGGGGUGGAAAGAUGGAUGCCCAUCACAUUAUUGACGGCUGAUGGGCAGAUGCAGCUUUUACCAGGAGAUGAGCUGUACUUGGAAGAUUCAGACUUUUUAGAAAAUCUUUUGUCCACUGAGAAAAAGACUGACGAAAUCAUGAAGGAAGGCAAGAAAUUUCACCGAAUAGUGAUACACAGUACUCAUGUUUAUAGUAUCCAUGUGACUGUUCAGUCAAAGUAUAAACAUGUUUAUCCUAAGAACUAUGUAGUAAGUAAGAGCCAUUUGUAGUGUUGCUUAUUUGUAAGUUGGCCCACUUCACUUGAAAUUGUCCUAAUGAAUAAUGAGGGUUGAUUAGAGUUGGACCUUAACUUUGUGCCUGUAAAAGUUAUAGUACAGUCUUUCAUAUUUCAGGUAUAUUAUGGAGCUCUUGUUUUUUUUUCAUUCUUUAAAACCGUGCUGUGUCACACAGAUAUAAUGUUAUUAAUGAUCUUAUGGAAACGAGAAAAAAAAUUUUAUAAGGUUUUCCACUUCUGUAUUGUUUCAGUAUCAAAAGUUUAACCCAUUCUACCGCCAUUGUCUUUUAAAUGUCCAGUAUAUUAGCGUUUUCCUUGAUGUGCUUAGGAGAUUGAUCCAUGAAUUUCUUAGACUUUAUGCUGGAGUUAAUUUAAGGGUGUUUGAUUACAUGGUGAACAGUAGACUGAGAAGACCUUUGAGUGACAAUAUCAUUAUUUCUCGACAUUAUUUAGCUUGAUGUAAUUAUUUAGCUUGAUCAUUAAGAUACAGUUCUGUUUAAAACCAAAUUGCAUUAGUUAUUAGGUUUACCAAAUUGGAAACCUACCUUAGUUACUAUUUUAAAGAAAUAUGAAUCCAUAACAAAAGUCAUAACUAUUUUUACUCUGGAAUACUACUAGUUAAUGAAACAAAGAACUUAGAGAAAUGUAGAAUUAUUCAUCAUUUAGUGGUGUUUAUUAAUGAUGCUUAUUUUCAGUAUUUUUAAUAUGGGUAAUUUUUUCACCUAUUAAGAAUAAUAUUGUUUAUUGAUUAAAGAUGGGACAUGGUUAAGACACAAAUUAUAUUUCGGGUCUUUGACUAUAUUAUGCAUUGUACGAUAGAUUUAAUUUUUCAUGAAAUGUCUUAUUUUUCUACUUAUAAAAUAGAGGAAUUAAUGAAUAAAAUUCAUGUGUAUUAUUUAAUCCUGA
This is a messenger RNA of Hipposideros armiger (great roundleaf bat), 2218 nucleotides long. RefSeq names its product nudix hydrolase 19 (gene NUDT19). Gene Ontology annotation, cellular component: mitochondrion. Bases 189 to 1307 code for a protein of 372 amino acids. Gene Ontology annotation, molecular function: hydrolase activity, acting on acid anhydrides, in phosphorus-containing anhydrides. Lineage: Eukaryota; Metazoa; Chordata; Mammalia; Chiroptera; Hipposideridae. The transcript is spliced from 3 exons. The record is from RefSeq and is a predicted model, not a curated record.